Messenger RNA from Triticum turgidum subsp. durum (durum wheat), 381 nucleotides. The record is from the annotation of a GenBank genome assembly. NCBI's taxonomy places the organism in Eukaryota, Viridiplantae, Streptophyta, Magnoliopsida, Poales, Poaceae.
AUGGCUAUUUCUAAAGUAAUGUGGGUGUUCUGCCUCCUAGCUUUACUGGCCUUCACUUCUUGUUCCUAUCAUGUACGAGCAGACGAUCAUGCCACCAAAGAGAAAAAUGAGGUGAUGGAGUAUUGCAAGAGGUACAUAUUCAAAAAUUACGGUGAUCAGCAUCCUGACCCCCAUAGGAAAUGUUGCCAAAUAGUAAGAGAAUCGAGAAACAUCCAUGCUAUAUGCCAGAAAUUCAUGCACGCGGAUUUGCAUAAGAUCAGUCUAGCCAAGUGGGCUCAUGUUACAUAUUGGUGCGGCAACGGAUUGCACCCAGGGACUAAUUGCGCAGGUUUCAUCGUUCCAGAUUAUAGUGCGCCACCACCUCCAGAACACUCAGCGUAA